AUGUCUAGCAACAGGAAUCGAGAUAUCGCACAGCAGUUAACAGGUGAAGACGCAGUAAAGACACCGGCGUGUUCCCUGACCACCCUCCGUGACCUUGGGGUGGGGACGCAGGGCAACGAGGUCCGGAUCCAGAGGGGGUUCCGCUUCCUGCUGGAAGCCCCCAGGAAGACCGAGGGCCAGCCCUUCGACCCCACCUUCCUCCUGGGCUGCGCUCCCUGCGACGUCGUCGCCGACAUCCCCUUCCGCAAGCACUUUGACUACAACGACAGGACAAGCCUGAGGAUGCAGACCUUGUUUGAUGAGAACUUCUACCUGCUCAGCAUCUGGCUGCAGUUUUAUAACAGUUUUUCAAGCUAUCUAAAAUACCUGCCCGGAAGCCAUAGAAAACUGAUGAGAAAUGUGUCUGAAAUAGAAGACUCUGCUUUAGAAAGAGUGAGGGAGCACCAGCAGUCAUUGGAGCCCACCUCCCGAGACUUCAUCGACUGCCUGCUCAUAGAAAUGGAGAAGGAACGCUUUGUCGCAGAGCCGGGGUACACCUUGGAGAGCAUUGCCGUGACUGUGGCUGACCUGUUCUUUGCAGGGACAGUGACCACCAGCACCACUCUGAGAUACGGGCUCCUGAUUCUCAUGAAGUACCCGGAGGUUGAAGCGAAACUUCAUGAAGAAAUUGACAGGGUGAUUGGGCCAAGCCGAAUCGCUGCCAUCAAGGACAGGCUAGAAAUGCCCUACAUGGAUGCUGUGAUGCAUGAGAUUCUGCGGCUCAUCAGCCUCGUGCCCUCCAACGUGCUUCAUGAAGCAACUCAGGACACAGUGUUCAGAGGCUGUGUCAUCCCCAAGGGCAGAGCCAUCAUUCCAACACUGGGCUCCCUCUUGAAUGACAAACAGGAAUUCCCUGAUCCAGAGAAGGUUAAGCCAGAGCAUUUUCUGAAUGAACAAGGGAAGUUCAAGUACAGUGACUAUGUCAAGGCAUUUUCCACAGGAAAGCAGGUGUGUGUUGGAGAAGGCCUGGCUCGCAUGGAGUUGUUUCUGUUCUUCACCACCAUUUUGCAGCACUUUAGCUUGAAGUCUCCCGUUGACCCCAAGGAUAUUGACCUCAGCCCCUGUGAUGGGUUUGCCAGCAUCCCACCCCAUUACAAACUCUGCGUCCUCCCCCGCUCGCAAGUGUGA
Messenger RNA from Molossus molossus (Pallas's mastiff bat), 1167 nucleotides. Its product is annotated as cytochrome P450 2E1. Gene Ontology annotation, biological process: xenobiotic metabolic process. The record is from RefSeq and is a predicted model, not a curated record. NCBI's taxonomy places the organism in Eukaryota, Metazoa, Chordata, Mammalia, Chiroptera, Molossidae. Gene Ontology annotation, molecular function: oxidoreductase activity, acting on paired donors, with incorporation or reduction of molecular oxygen, reduced flavin or flavoprotein as one donor, and incorporation of one atom of oxygen; iron ion binding; heme binding. Gene Ontology annotation, cellular component: cytoplasm; intracellular membrane-bounded organelle.